AUGGUGAUCACGGAGAGCGUCUCACACACAGAAGGUGAGGCGUCCAAUGGUGAUGUUCUUUGGAUGCUUUCACACGUGCGUCCCGAAAUCAUGUUGGCGUUGAUUGUACUCACUGUGGUCGCCAUUCUUCUCAGUAUUGCGCUUUCCAUCCGAUGCGCUAUGACAAAAUGCUAUUUUGACUCCCUCCAACAGGAAAACCCCGAUCACUGCUUGGGUCGAUGUCUGUGCUUUGAACCCACUUCGGGUAAUUCAUCCAUCUCUAAGUGUCGCCACCACAACCAGACGCCUCAAGGCCAUGUUCCCUAUGGCCUAAUAUUGCCACCACCUCCACCACCACCUCCGCCACCACCACCUCCUCCGACGUUCUUCACUCCUUAUCAGGUGGAUCAGCAGUCAGAGAGCGGUGGAUUACCAGCCUACACAAGAAACAUCUCGCUAAGUGAGACAACAACCACUAAGCUGUUAGCACAACAGCCACCUGGAACACUGUCAACUGCGUCGUCUUCGGAUACUGGGACGUCGAAUCCGUUUCCCGUCUCCUUUUCAGUGGUUACACCAGAUGUGCGUCCUGUCAAGGAUAUUUACGAUCGGUCCCCUUCUCCCACCCUAGGCACCCUACCAGUCUAUUACCCGGGCAAACGAGACAGCAUCGAGAUUGGUUCCGUGGCGAGCGAUCCCUAUAACCAGACAAAAGUUUACCUCAUCAAAAUGGUAGACCCCGGCGGAGACCAACACCAUCAACAGCAACCACAGAAGACACGGAUUGGUAAUAGCAUAAAUAGCACCGUCUAUGAUGAGGAAGUUUUAAACAGUGGAGGCAGAGGAAACUUCCUCGCAGUCAAUCCAACUCUGGUUCGACUUUCCAGUUCAACAGAAGCCGCUGGACUAAUUCUCUGCCACCGACUAGCGGAUGACGGCUCGAACUUAUCGAAGACUCAAUCAGAGGCAGACUUUGCAGCAGCUAGACGACUGCCAUCACCGCCAUAG
Hydatigera taeniaeformis is the source of this 987-nucleotide messenger RNA. The record is from the annotation of a GenBank genome assembly. Lineage: Eukaryota; Metazoa; Platyhelminthes; Cestoda; Cyclophyllidea; Taeniidae.